GUUGUGCUCGAACAAACAACCGGGUCAGCUCACAGCUCACAGCUCACCUGUCCAAAUUCCACUUUCACUUCUCAAAUCUCAAUUAUUCCCAGUCUCCCUUCUUCCUCUCCCAGUCUCCCCUUCUUUUCUCCCAACCAAUUUCAACUCAAUCCAACACUCUCAGCAAAAUCCCCACAAACAACGCCGUUUCAUCCUGCCUCUGGCUCUAUCCCUAUAUUUCCUCCGAUCCUCGCAAUAGCAACUAAACGACAAUAAUGGAUCCACCUUUCAACCAAAACGACGUCGUUUCAUCCUCACACACUCGCCACCACCACUCUCCCACCCUUAUGUACUUCCCUUCUUCCGAUGACGACGAUGAUAACGACGUCGUUACGCCCUCAGCUGCUUCCAUCCACUCCACCACCAAGCGCCUCGACUGCAUGCUCCAGUUUCUCGACCGCAAGCUCUCCACCUCCACCGCUCCCUCCUCCGACCAAAGUAGCAACCGGCCGAUGCGGGAAUUCGUCUCCCGAGGCGGCGGCACAGGAAUCUUCCGCCUCCCACCCCGCGCGGCGGUCCAUCCCUUGCGGCCGCCUAGUCUCGAACUCCGGCCUCACCCUCUCCGCGAGACGCAGGUCGGUCGGUUCCUGAGGGCGAUUUCCGGCACGGAGUCGCAGCUGUGGGCGGCGUCGGAAUGUGGCGUGAGGUUCUGGAACUUUAAAGAUCUGUAUUCUUCUUGGGAAGAAGGAGAUGGAGAUGGAGAAGGAGGAGGAGGAUGCAACGUUAGGGUUGGGGACGAAGAGAGUGUGCCGUUUCGGGAAUCAGUAUGGACGUCGGCGGCGAUGUGCUUGGUGGCGGACGAUGGGAACAGAGUAGUGUGGAGCGGGCACAGGGAUGGAAGAAUAAGGUGCUGGGUGAUGGACGGUGGUGAUGGUGACGGUGAUGGUGAUCGUGUGGUUUUCGAGGAUAAUAGGAAGUUGAGGAAUCCUUUCAAGGAGUGCUUGUCUUGGCAUGCUCAUAGAGGACCUGUUCUCUCCCUCACUAUAACCUCUUACGGGGAUCUAUGGUCGGGUUCGGAAGGAGGAGCUAUAAAGAUAUGGCCUUGGGAAGCUCUUGAGAAAUCUAUUUGUCUUACGAAGGAGGAGAGGCAUAUGGCUGCCAUUAUGGUGGAGAGGUCCUAUGUUGACUUAAGGAGCUAUCUGCCAGCAAAUGGCUCCAAUAAUAUGCUAACUUCAGAUAUAAAGUACUUGGUAUCUGAUAAUUCAAGAGGCAAUGUUUGGAGUGCUGGUUAUUUUUCAUUUGCUUUGUGGGAUGCUCGUACAAGAGAGUUACUGAAAGUUUUCAAUACAGAUGGCCAAAUUGAGAAUAAGUUGGAGGUAUCCUCAAUACAAGACGUUUCAGUUGACCUCAUUUCAGCUUCUAGGAAAGACAAAACACAAAGUUCCAUUGGGUUCUUUCAGCGCUCACGCAAUGCCAUAAUGGGGGCAGCAGAUGCUGUUCGUCGAGUUGCAGCAAAAGGAGGCUUUGGGGAUGAUAAUCGGAGAACUGAAGCACUGGUGGUAACAAUGGAUGGAAUGAUUUGGACAGGGUGUUCGAGUGGCUUAUUGGUUCAGUGGGAUGGAAAUGGCAAUCGUAUACAGGAUUUUUUAUACCAUCCAUUUGCUGUUCAGUGUCUGUGUACAUACGGCAUGCAAAUUUGGGUAGGUUAUGUGAGUGGUACUGUCCAGGUAUUGGACCUGAAGGGUAAUCUGAUUGGGGGAUGGGUUGCUCAUAGCAGUCCAAUUCUAAACAUGACGAUUGGAUCUGGUUACAUAUUUGCAUUGGCUAACCACGGUGGUAUACGUUGUUGGAGCAUUACCUCCCCAGGACCUCUUGAUGGCAUAUUGCGAUCAGAAUUAAGUGGCAAAGAAUUUUUAUAUACUAAGGUGGAAAAAUUAAAAAUAUUGUGUGGCACUUGGAAUGUUGGACAAGGGAAAGCAUCUCAAGAUUCCCUUACUUCAUGGCUAGGCUCUGUGGCCUCAGAUGUUGGCAUUGUUGUUGUUGGGUUGCAGGAGGUUGAAAUGGGUGCUGGAUUCCUGGCGAUGUCUGCAGCUAAAGAAACUGUAGGAUUAGAGGGAAGUUCUGUUGGGCAGUGGUGGCUGGAUAUGAUAGACAAAACAUUGGAUGAAGGUUCAACGUUUGAACGUGUUGGAUCCAGGCAACUUGCCGGCAUGGUCAUUGCUGUGUGGGUUAAAAUCAACAUCAGAUUUCAUGUGGGGGAUGUUGAUGUGGCAGCAGUUCCAUGUGGCUUUGGACGAGCUAUUGGCAAUAAGGGAGCUGUUGGUUUGAGGAUUAGAGUAUAUGAUAAAAUAAUGUGCUUUGUUAAUUGCCACUUUGCUGCACAUUUAGAUGCAGUCAACCGUCGCAAUGCAGAUUUUGAUCAUGUGUACCGAACAAUGUCCUUUGGCCGGCCAACAAGCCUAUCAUAUACUGCAGCUGCUGGCACUUCAUCUGUUCCGAUAUUUCGUGGCACAAAUUCCGCAGAAGGGAUUCCCGAAUUAUCUGAGGCAGACAUGAUUGUAUUUCUUGGUGAUUUUAAUUAUCGUCUUGAUGGCAUUUCAUAUGAUGAGGCAAGAGAUUUUGUUUCUCAAAGAUGCUUUGAUUGGCUUCGAGAAAGGGACCAGCUUCGAGCAGAAAUGGAAGCUGGCAAUGUCUUCCAAGGAAUGCGUGAAGCAGAAAUAACUUUUCCUCCGACGUACAAGUUUGAACGACACCAAGCUGGCUUAGCGGGGUAUGAUUCCGGUGAAAAGAAACGCAUCCCUGCUUGGUGUGACAGAAUUUUGUAUCGUGAUAGUCGCGCAUCUUCAGUGGCUGAGUGCAGUUUAGAGUGCCCCAUUAUCGCUUUUGUAUUGCAGUACGAAGCCUGCAUGGAUGUGACAGAUAGUGACCACAAGCCUGUGCGCUGCAUAUUUUCAACGGAUAUUGCUAGAGUAGAUGAGUCCAUCCGGAGACAGGAAUUUGGAGAGAUUAUUGAAUCAAAUGAGAAAAUUAGAUGUCUAUUGAAAGAGUUAUGCAAGAUUCCUGAUACUAUCAUUAGUACAAAUAACAUAAUCCUUCAGAACCACGACACUUUAAUUUUGCGCAUUACAAACAAAUGUGCUGACGAAGACGCCUUUUUUGAAAUGAAAUGUAAAGGCCAGCGUACCAUUAAUGAGGAUCAGAAGCUGUCUAACCAUCAGUUGAGAGGUUCCUUUGGCUUCCCAAGGUGGCUUGAGGUAAUUCCUGCAACUGGAUUGAUAAAACCAGACCAUAUUGCUGAGGUAUCAGUGCACCAUGAAGAAUUUCAGACUCAGGAAGAAUAUGUUGAUGGCAUUGUACAAAACUCCUGGUGUGAAGACUCCAGAGACAAAGAAGCUAUUUUGUUUGUUAAGGUGCAUGGUAAGUACACUACCCAGACAAGAAAUCACCGUGUCCGUGUUCACCACUGCUAUUCAUCCAAGAAAAGUCCGAUAGGCUCUCAACCAAACAGCUCCAGGCCUGUCCAAGGAGGUGUACUGCACCGUUCUGAUUUUCAACGCUUGAGCAGUUCAUAUGAUGUUGUUGACCAGCUACAAAAACUGCAUAACCCUUAAAGUAACAACUGAUAGAGCUUGAUGUUCAACUUGUAAUCAUCACUUAUCAGUCAAUUGAACUGUACAGAGAAAGCAAAUGCAAUGCAAGUGAAGCAAGGCAACAUUGUUUUAGAUUCAUUAUUGAUUUAUUCAGAGACUCUUCCAAUUUAUUCUGUAAAUGAGUACGUUCUAUACCACAAAUAGCAACUGACAGGGGGAAUCCGGUGUCAUGAUUAGUGUUCAGUUAUCAUCGCUAUAAUGUUGAGUUUGCCUUUCGGAUGAUAGGUGCUUCCAACAAAUAUUUCGAGUUUCUGUUA
Messenger RNA from Arachis duranensis, 3886 nucleotides. Its product is annotated as type II inositol polyphosphate 5-phosphatase 15. The transcript has 12 exons. Lineage: Eukaryota; Viridiplantae; Streptophyta; Magnoliopsida; Fabales; Fabaceae. Bases 255 to 3590 code for a protein of 1111 amino acids. Gene Ontology annotation, molecular function: protein binding; phosphatase activity. Gene Ontology annotation, biological process: phosphatidylinositol dephosphorylation. The record is from RefSeq and is a predicted model, not a curated record.